Sphaeroforma arctica JP610 is the source of this 2494-nucleotide messenger RNA. Its product is annotated as STE/STE20/PAKA protein kinase. NCBI's taxonomy places the organism in Eukaryota, Ichthyosporea, Ichthyophonida. The record is from RefSeq and is a predicted model, not a curated record. Gene Ontology annotation, biological process: regulation of MAPK cascade; intracellular signal transduction; protein phosphorylation. Gene Ontology annotation, molecular function: ATP binding; protein serine/threonine kinase activity. The transcript has 12 exons. The coding region runs from base 138 to 1967 and encodes 609 amino acids. Gene Ontology annotation, cellular component: cytoplasm.
AAGUAGUAGACCUAGUAGAAAAUACAUUCACUAUAGUUUCUACCCCAUUUUAUGAAAUUCGGCGAUAAUAUCGAACAGUAUUUCAUACAACACUACUUAGACUAAAACAACACAGUCAGCGGAGAAUCAGUAGAAAAAUGGCGGCUAUCUUCGAAGCCUCGGGCAAGAUCAAAUCCGAUGGUCCCAUUAGACAAUGGAAAAAGUAUCACUUCUGUUUAUACGAAAACUACAUAAUCUCAAAGGAAAAAGAGAGCUCCACCGGCAUCGAUAAGGAAAUUUCGAUACGCGGAUGUCAGGUCGCGUACGUGAAGACAUCGCGGAGUAAACGGGAUUGCCUGCAAGUUAUCACGGCAGAUAAAGUGCAGUACCUCAUCAACUUUGACCCGAAAACUGUGGAAAAAUGGAUUUCUGAGAUCGAGAAGAUACACUCGGCACAGAAGAUUCAGAAGCAAACGUCUCUGCUGUCUCAUGAGGAGGUAACGCUGGCGAGUAGUCCCACAGUGGAGGAUGCCAAGAAGAAGCAACCAGCCAUGCCAGAGGUGGUGCAGUUCGACACGGACAACAAUGCUUUCAUGAACUUACCGAAAGCCUGGAGCGCCAUGCUGGAGACCUCCAACAUCUCCAAAGACUUGCAAGCCAAAGACCCCCAGGCCGUGCUUGAUGUGCUUCAAUUCUACGCCAAGAACUCAGUGCAUAUGAGUGAUGACUUCGACCGGGUCUACUCGAAGUUCACCCACUCGACGUACAAUGAGGGGCUUGCCCCAUUGGUCCCUGCGAACGAUCGGAAGAGCAGCGUGCUUCUAAUGUCAGAGAAGAACAACAUAGCCGUCGAGGAGCCUGAAAUUAGCCCUGCCGAACCCAGGUGGAAGAAAGAAAUCGAGCAACGGCGAUACAAAACUGGUUCCACUGGCUCGGAUUCAAGCCAUACUAGUCAGAGCGAUGCCAACAGCGCAACGACAAUCAGUCCUCGUCCAUCGAAGAAUUCUAUAGACAAAACAACUGCCUCUCCGGUUGUUGCCACCCCCAAGAGAGUCUUCGAUCUACCGUCAGAUACUCCGUUCUAUGAGCUGAAGAAGCGACUAUGGAAUGUGGCCAAGUUUGAAGGAAAUCCUCUUGAAGUCUACACGGGCGCAGUAGUUGUCGGCAAAGGGGCCUCGGGGUGCGUUUACAGCGCCACGAAAAAGGAUGGAACGGGCGUGGUAGCGUUGAAGGAGAUGAAACUUAAAGAACAAGAUCGCAUCGAUCUGAUUGCUAAUGAGAUUGAAGUGAUGAGAGACAGUCAGAAUCCAAACAUUGUGAAUUAUAUUGAGAGCUUUCUGGUGGAGGAUGUUCUCUGGGUGGUGAUGGAGUAUAUGCAGGGUGGUUCACUGACUGACACAAUCGAAGCCAACUUCUGCACAAUACCCGAAAGCCACAUGGCGUGCAUUGUGAAGCAGACCCUCAAUGGCCUAGAUCACUUGCACAAGCAAGGCAUCAUCCAUCGCGACAUCAAGAGUGAUAACUGCUUGCUGGAUAAUCACGGCAACGUUAAAAUAACCGACUUUGGUUUCUGCGCGAGUCUGACGCCUGAAGACAACGCAAGAUACACCAUGGUAGGCACACCCUACUGGAUGGCCCCAGAAGUUGUGAAGCAGUCCGCAUACGGACCAAAGGUCGACAUAUGGUCUCUGGCUAUUAUGAUUAUAGAGAUGAUUGAAGGGGAGCCACCAUACCUGGAUGAGGAGCCACUCAAGGCCUUGUAUAUGAUCACUACCAUCGGCACCCCCGAGCUCAAGCAUCCCGAGAAGUGUUCUGUCGAGCUGCUCAACUUCCUCGGUGCCUGCCUGACUGUGGACGCGGAGAAGAGGAGGACCGCGGCAGAGCUGCUCAAUCAUCCUUGGUUGAAGCAAGCCUGUCCUCAGAAGAUGCUGGCUAAAGACCUGCUAGAUGUUGGGUCUUCAACCAAAGCACCAGCGGGCGGCAACUAAUUCGCGAAGCGUUUAAUUUGAAAUCAAUCUGCGAAGCAAUUAAUCUGCAAAGCGAAGCAAAUAAUCUGCAACGCACUACUCUGCACCACAGUUUGCAAUGCAUCAGUCAUGAUCCUGAACAGUGAGAGGAGGUCGGAAGUAAACCAACAGAGGGAUCGUACCCGAUGAUAUAAUCCUUUUUAUAAGCUCGAAAGGCCGAGGCGUCCGCAGGUUCGCGUAAUUGAAGAACUCGUUUCAGUCAGCUGUCUCAGUAAAUAGUUUGACACCAGUACAUAGUUUGAUACUAGUAGGUUGUUCUGGUAGUUUGAUACCGGCCAAUAGUUAGAUAUCCGUAGUACGCUACACUUGAAGAGGUUUAAACCUGAAUUAAAGAAAUGAAGUAGGAUUUCAGGGGUUUUUGGCUCUUAUCAAAAUUGGAAUUGGCUACCGGUAAGUGGUUUGAUACCGAAUAAAAAUUUUGAAUAAGGAUUUCAGGGAUUUUUUGGCUGUUGUUGUCAAGAUCGAAAUUGAAAUGGUAAGUUGUAACU